Molecule: messenger RNA, 657 nt
Organism: Botrytis byssoidea
Lineage: Eukaryota; Fungi; Ascomycota; Leotiomycetes; Helotiales; Sclerotiniaceae
Exons: 3
Coding region: 1-657 (218 amino acids)
Molecular function (GO): phosphatidylcholine lysophospholipase A1 activity
Source: RefSeq, a predicted model, not a curated record
AUGCUCAUUAUGAAUCCGGUUCACAUUCUGUGCUUUGGCAAUUCAUUAACACAUGGGUGGCCAUCCAAUCAUCCAUACGCUCUUGCAUUGGAGGAUACUUUUCAAACCUUCUCACCCUACAUCUCGAUAAAAACAGAUAUCCAAGGAUUACCUGGAGAUCAAGUUGUCAGUCCUCCUGGACACUACUUACCAAGACUAGAUAUCUUGUACAAUGAGAUCGAAGUACCUUAUAACUGGAUGGUCAUAUUAGGAGGCACUAACGAUCUAACUCAAAAUCAAGAUGUUGACAUGGUCUUCGAAUAUCUGAUGAGAGUCUGGGAUUACGCUCUCUCUCGAGGAACUCAAGUCUUGGCCUUGACCAUCCCAGAAUGUGGUACUUGUAGGCCAGAACUCGACCGGCGAAGAGAUUAUCUGAAUGGUAUGAUUCGUGCUCAUCAAGCUGAAAAUUUUCAUGUGCUGGAUCUUCAUGAUGCCAUACCGUAUUGGAGAAUGCCAGAAGAGGAACGUAGACGAAUCUGGACCGAUGGCUUGCACUUCACAGAAGAGGGCUAUGAUCGGAUGGGGACUUUGAUUGGCGUCGAACUUCACCGACUGAUGUCUGUUAGAGGAUCGAAAGUUGAACAAGGGCAACACUCUUUGCUGCUCCAGAAAAGCUAG